AUGGGCAUUGGCUAUCCUUGGACCACCACUGUGACCCCCAUUUCUUCCUCCUCUGCCAUGCUCUUCUUCAGUAUUGGCAGCGGCGUGGCCGCUCGCAGCGGGUCGGGGUCCAGGAGGACCCCCUGGUCAGCGGCCCUGCUGGGCAUCCCCAGCCUCUUGGCGGCCUACCUGGGCAACUGGCAGCUGGAGCGGCGGCAGUGGAAGAUGAGGCUGCUGGAGGAGAGAAGGGAGCAGCUGCUGGCGGAGCCCAUCGACCUGUUUGCGGUCGAUGAGCUGCCGCCCGAGUACUCCCGGGUGACCCUCACGGGCACGUACGAUCACGCCAAGGCAGCCUUUGUGGGACCGCGGGGCCGGCCCUCCAGUGCGGGGGUGACGGAGCAGAGCUACCUGGUCGUCACGCCGCUCACCAGCGCAGACGGCAAGCGCACGGCGCUGGUGAAUAGGGGCUGGGUCCCCCUCUCCUGGCGGACAGACCCAGAGGAAAGGAGGGUCGGAGAACCCAGCGGACAGGUCACGGUCGUGGGCGUGGUGCGGCACGGCGAGCGAGCCGGCCAGUUUGUCCCUCCCAACGACCUGGAGGCCUGCACCUGGUACUACGUUAACACCGCUGAGCUGGCGCAGGCUGCGGGGCGGGACGCCGACACGCCGCUCGUGGAGGCCAUCCUGGCCGCAGACGCGCCCACCGUGGUCAAGCCGCCCUCGGCCAUGGAGGUGCUGGGGGGCAGGGCCAGGAGCUUGCCGGCCGUGCCCGAUGUCGUGCCCCUGCCCAAGACCCUGGACGAGCUGUGCUCCUUCUCCGUCAUGCCGCGCGACCACACCAACUACGCCGCGACGUGGCUGACCCUGUCGGCCGCCACGGCCGCGCUGGCGGUCAAGGCCGUGCGCGGCACGAUGCGCCGGGCCUGA
This is a messenger RNA of Auxenochlorella protothecoides, 906 nucleotides long. Its product is annotated as Surfeit locus protein 1. The coding region runs from base 1 to 906 and encodes 301 amino acids. Lineage: Eukaryota; Viridiplantae; Chlorophyta; Trebouxiophyceae; Chlorellales; Chlorellaceae. The record is from RefSeq and is a predicted model, not a curated record. Gene Ontology annotation, cellular component: membrane. The transcript is spliced from 5 exons.